Molecule: messenger RNA, 5116 nt
Organism: Oldenlandia corymbosa var. corymbosa
Lineage: Eukaryota; Viridiplantae; Streptophyta; Magnoliopsida; Gentianales; Rubiaceae
Source: the annotation of a GenBank genome assembly
GCGCACAAAUCCACCUUUAGAUCCUCUUCUUCUCAAAUAAAAACCGUAACCCAUGCGGCUACGCCCAUUCGUAAGCAAAGUACUGUCUCCCUUUCCCAAUCUCCCAAUCUCAACCGUUAAACUCUUCAUCCAACGGUUCCCGAUACCUCUUCCUUACUCUUUAUAAUCCCUACCUUCCCCCCUUCUUCCUUCAUAUAGCACUGUUCACUGUUCUUCCUCUUCACUUUUCUCUCUCUCUCUCUCUCUCUGUAAACAAAACCCUCCGAAAUAUCUCUCUCUCUCUACAGAAUGCCUAACUCACCACUGCUUCGCCGUCUCCGAUCUCUCUUCCCCUGAGCAAACCCCACCGUGGAGUUCAAUGUCGUACAUCUGUUUAUCCCUUUUGUAAUUAUUUGGAUUUUUUUUUAUUUCACGAUUUUUGUAGUGACUAAGUUGCUGAAGCUAAACGAAAAGGGUCAAUCUUGUUUAGUUAAUUUAACUGUAAUUAAGCUGAAAAAGUUGUUAAUUCUGCGGUCUUUUGUGGAAUAUUUUUGUGGGUUUCGUUUACCUUUUUGGAUAUAGGAGCGUAUAGGUAGAAACCGAUACAUAUAUAUACAUACAUAUUUGCUGUAUGUAUAGGUGAUGAUUACGGACAGCUAUCCAAAGAUGAUGUCAGAAAUUGGAAUGCGAUCGGUGAUGAGAGGUGCGGCGGAGGAGUAUCGGGACGAGCUGGAGAUGUUGCUGAGGGAACAGCAGAGAAGGCAACAAGAGGCCAACGAUAUCGAGAGGGAGCUUAGCAUUUUCAGAAGCGGCUCGGCUCCUCCGACUGUGGAAGGAUCUUUGAGUGGCCUUUAUGGUGUCAGUGGGGGCGCCGGCGGCGGCGCCGGUCGGAGCAGCGGUCUCUCUGAGGAGGAGAUUAGGUCUGAUCCGGCAUAUAUUAAGUACUAUUAUUCAAAUGUGAACAUGAACCCGCGUCUCCCUCCUCCUUUGCUCUCCAAGGAGGACUGGCGGUUCGCACAGCGUUUGCAAGGCGGAGGUGACGGGGUCAGCGGGGCCGCCGGUGGUGGUGGGGUUAGCGGUUUGCCGGCUGUUGGUGAUAGGAGGAAAGUGAUUGGACCAGGUGGUGAUGGAGAAAUUGGCGAGAGUUCACUGUUCUCGGUGCAGCCGGGUUUUGGUGGGAAGCAGGCAGAUAAUGUGGUGGAGUCUCGGAAAGAAUGGGGUGGUGACGGACUCAUAGGGUUACAAGGAAUGGGAUUGACCAGGCGACAAAAGAGCUUUGCUGAAAUUAUUCAGGAUGAUGGAAAUCAAUCAAUUUCAGUUUCUGGUCAUCCAUCUCGUCCAGCUAGCCGGGCAUUUGAUGACAUUCUUGAUACUUCUGAUCCUCAAUUUACCCAUCUGGAGCAAGAGUUGACAGUAGACUCAUUAUACUCGGGUUCAAAUAGUCCGGGAAUUUCUGUCCACCAAAAUGUUGAUUCAUCAGCUUCUCAAAGUUAUGCCUCUGCUUUAGGCGCCUCAUUGUCAAGAAGUACCACUCCUGACCCCCAGCUUAUAGCAAAAACGCCUAGUCCUCGCAUUCCUCCCGUUGGUGGGGGCAGGGUGUCUUCACUUGACAAGAGAAAUUUGAACGCGCUGAAGUCAUCUACUGAUGCUUUGUCAAAUAUAGAUGUGCCUACAGAACUCGCUUCUGCUUUUUCAGGCAUGAAUUUAGCAGCAAAUCCUAUGUUACAUGAUGGGAAGCAUUUAGCAUCUCAGGCUCGACAUGAAAAACUUUACAGUUUGGAAAACGAUCAGAAUUCUGUCAAUCAUAGGUCACUUUCAAAUAGCCCUGGAUCAAGGCAGUUUCACAAGUCUUCUUUACCCUGUGUUGACUCAUACUUUAAGGGACCCUCUAUAUUAACUAAUAACAGGGGAGUCAGUUCCCCAUCCCAGUAUCCAAGUAUUGAUAGCCCAAAUUCCUCACUCUCAAAUUAUGGCUUCAGUGGUGCAAUGAAUACUGGAUCGCCCACCACGGGGAACCAAUUUGGUGGUGGUAAUUUGUCACCUUUGCUUGAUGACAUUGCUGCUGCAAGGGCAAUGGGUAUUGACUCCAGAACAAUGGCUGGUGGGCUUACUUUGGGGCCCAAUUUAUUGGCUGCUGCUGCGGAAUUACAGAACCUUAGUAGAUUUGGUAAUCAAAAUUCUGCGAGUGGUCUACAAAUGCCUCUGGAUCCUUUGUAUCUUCAAUAUAUGAGAUCAAACGAGUAUCCUGCUGGAUAUUCUGCAGCUCUAAAUGAUGCUAUCUUUGAUAGGGAUUCUGGUAACUCGUUCAUGGAGCUGUUGGAGCUGCAGAAAUCUCAACUUGAGACAUUGCUCUUGCAUCAGAAGUCGCAGUAUGGUCUUUCUUAUAAUGGAAAACCUAACAGUUCAAAUCAUGGUUAUUAUGGUAAUCCUGGGUAUGGUCUUGGUAUGCCAUAUAAUGGAAACCCACUGGUAGGCCAGCUCCUUCCAAAUUCGCCAGUUGGGAUGAGCAGCCCGAUGAGGCAUGGUGAACGGAACAUGCGCUUUCCAUCAGGAAUGAGGAACUUCAACGGAAAUAUUCCAGGGUCCUGGAAUCUGGACCUUGGCAGUAGCUUGGAAGAAAGUUUUCCGUUGUCCUUGCUAGAUCAGUUCAAGAGCAAUAAAACAAAGUGUUUUGAGCUCUCUGAGAUUGCUGGUCAUGUUGUUGAGUUCAGUGCGGAUCAGUAUGGUAGCCGUUUUAUCCAGCAGAAGCUUGAAACAGCUACCACUCCGGAGAAGGACAUGGUUUUCCAUGAGAUAACGCCUCAGGCUCUUUCCCUGAUGACUGAUGUGUUUGGAAAUUAUGUAAUCCAGAAGUUUUUUGAACAUGGCAGUCCGGCUCAGAUUAGAGAACUGGCUGAACAGCUAACUGGCCAUGUUUUGGCCCUUAGCCUUCAAAUGUAUGGCUGCCGAGUGAUACAGAAGGCAAUAGAGAUUGUUGAGCUGGAUCAACAAAAGAAAAUGGUAGUUGAGCUUGAUGGCCAUAUUAUGCGUUGUGUGCGUGAUCAGAAUGGGAAUCACGUCAUCCAGAAAUGUAUUGAAUGCGUUCCUGAAGAUGCUAUUCAAUUCAUAAUCUCAACAUUUUAUGAUCAAGUUGUGACAUUGUCUACUCAUCCCUAUGGUUGUCGGGUUAUACAGCGAGUCUUAGAGCAUUGCCAUGACCCCAAAACACAGAGCAUUGUAAUGGAUGAAAUUAUGGGAUCUGUCUGCAUGCUAGCACAAGAUCAAUAUGGAAACUAUGUUGUCCAGCAUGUGCUGGAACAUGGAAAGCCAGAGGAACGUACGUUGAUAAUUAGUAAACUAAUGGAGCAGAUCGUCCAGAUGAGCCAGCAGAAAUUCGCCUCAAAUGUGGUGGAGAAAUGCUUAACUUUUGGAACCCCUGAGGAGCGCCAGACCUUGGUGAAUGAGAUGCUUGGCACCUCAGAUGAAAAUGAGCCCCUUCAGGUGAUGAUGAAAGACCAGUUCGCAAACUAUGUUGUACAGAAAGUGUUGGAGACUUGUGAUGACCAGCAACUUGAACUGAUUCUUAAUCGAAUAAAAGUUCAUCUGAAUGCUCUGAAGAAAUACACAUAUGGGAAGCAUAUAGUUGCGCGUGUGGAGAAACUUGUUGCCGCUGGAGAGAAGAGGAUAGGGAUCUUGUCCUCCUAUUCUGCUGCCGCUUAGAUGGCGUAGGAAGGAUAUUGUACAGCUAACAAGAGGCUUAGGGAGCGUGCCUAGCUUAAUUUGCAUGCCUGGCUUUGGUUCCGUCGAUUAAUAGUGAUGGAUGGAGCUUUGAAAAAAUAAAUAUGUUGGUUGUACUUUAAGAAUGUACAUUGUUAGUUUGAAUAUAUACCUAGAAAUCAGGUUAGGUGAGGCUCAGAUGGAUGAACGAACCUGAUGCCCGUGCAGAGAUGAUAAACUACUGUACAAGAUAAAGGAUGUAAAGAGGAAGGACAGGGUAGUAAAAGUGAUCGUGACUGUACAAAUGUUGCCAUGUGCAGAGCCUGUAAUGGUUUUAGGAGGCCAGAAUUGUCUAAUGUAUGAACUGAGCAUUUUCCUUUCAAAGAAACUUUUUCAUAAGUCUGGAUUUUUAAUUUGCCUAUUUCUUACUGUCUGGUUUUGAAUAUUGAUUGCUUACUUCCAAAAUGUUGCAAGUAACACGUAAAUCCAUUAUGUCUGAUCAGUAUCAAGAUGCAUUCCAUCAUUUCAUGCAUUCAUCAAGUUGAAUAUUGCAUUACAGGGGUUCUUCAUGCACGGAGCAAAUUUAGAAAUCAAACUAGAGUUUUACUUCUGGGAUAUCAGACCGGAAAUGUCAAUUAUCACUAAGAAAGUAACAGUAUGUCAAAGCCACAGUUAUUAUUGAUGCAGGUACGAUCUAUUUAUGCCUUGGAAGGGCAAAAUGUCAGCACAUACCGCAGUGCUCUGCACUUGUUAAGUGAAGUGGAAUCAUCAUAAGCAUAAGAAUACGCCCGGGGACAAAGAGCCUUGAACACUCUUGCAGCAAUUGACGGUUUGCAGUUUUGGGUGUUGCUAUAGACACUGGUGCAGCAGUAUUCAGGCGCUUUCGUGGCCAGACAAUCACUCUGGCAUCCCAACACUUUGUUAUCUUGUUGAAUCGCCAAGUAUGCCGGACAGGCGGCGUUCAAAUCUUCCUCGCAGGCAGCAGUGCCACAGCUAUGAUCACCGCCACAGGGAUAGUCAACCGGAACCAUAGAAAUGGGAAGGUUGAAACCAUCAACCAGACUCACAUCAUAGUAAUGCACCGGAUUCUGCAGAGUCCCUAACGUCAUUUGUACUAAUGUGGCGGGAGGUUCGCCUCCAGCACCUCGGCACUCCAGGCGACCACCGCAAUCUCCAGUUUGACACGAACCGACUCCAUUGUUGUCGAAAGAACAUCCUCGCCUUCCCCAGAUUCGCCCAGACCAGUGUUGGGGUGUCUCAAUGAGAACUUGUUGGGCACGAGAGAGAUGGAAUCCGCCAUUGUUAGGAGUUGCGUAGCCUUGGUGGGCUAGAAUUCCUGGCCAUAUGCUCUCGCUGCAGUUGUUCACCAGAAAAAGUUGAGUUCCAUCUGCAGCCAAAAAGCAUGUUUCUCAGAGUGAUCAUUUGUGUAUUCCUCAUAUUG